UUUGGCCUUUCUCUCUCUCUCUUUUUUUUUUUUUUUUUGGGGGUUUUCUUUCCUUUCAUUCUCGCGUGUAAAUUCCGAACAUAAGCCUUCUAACCGAGGAGAGCUAUCUCCCUUCGCUCUCAAAUACCCAGACCCCUACAAAAAUACAAUAGAAAAGAAAAUCAUAUAACAGAAAAAAAAGAAGAAACUGUGGUUAAGCUUUGCUUACUUCAUCUACUUAUCUCUUCAAUUUGUAUUUUAUAAUCUAUUGUUUAUUAAUCUGAGAGCAAAAAAAGAAAAAAAAAAGGAUCUUGUCCUUCUUACAAUGCCCACUUUGCAGCGGGCAAGGGUUUUCAUCCGGAUCAACGAAUUGGGGGAAAUUUGCCAAAUUGGGAACUGAUUAGGGUUCUGAUCAGAGUAUAAAUGGGCUUAAGCUCUCGUUUUUGGAGUAUCGGAUUGAAGAGCUAUUUUUCUCAAGCUUUAGUUUUUAAACAGAUUGCUUAAGUGAAAUAGUGAUUGUAAAGCUUUUGGGCAUGGAAGAACAUUGCUUUCAUAUAUAAUUGUGUAGAUAUUGAUAAAAAAACUUGAAGAUUUAGUUGUUUUAAAGAAAAGGGUAUUUGGUUUUAGUGAUUUAUCAUGUGUUUGAUCUCGAUGGGAUGGUUUUGGCAUUGGGUUCUUAUUGGAAGGAGGUGUUGAUGAUUCUUUACUGUCCCCGCAGGCAAUGUAGAAGGUUGAAUUGUACUGGAGCAUUUUUGUGUCUUGGAAUACCGUUUGGUUUAACAUAGUUUUCAAGCUAGAGUUCUUGAUUAAAAGAGCAUUGCUUUAAGUUAUCUUUCUAUUUGGAGCAUUGUUGAAGCAUUUUAGUGUAAGCCUACAGUAGGUUUAGUAAGUGAUUGCAGACUUGCACUGGUGAUUUUCACAUUUUAAGUGAUUUGUUUAGCGAUAGAUAGUUGACUUGCGGUUACAUUUGAGGUUAGGGAAAUUAAGGGGCUUGGUGGGUUUAGGAACUUUUUGAGCGGUAAAGAGUGACGGAAGUUUAUGGAGGAACAUUAAAGCUGGAAAUGUAUGCCGGGAUAUGGUGAAUGGACAGGAGCAUGGUCACUGGUUGUUCCCUUUCCGGAACAUUGCUAUUGGAAGAUAAUUCAAGUGUUUUGGCUUUUGGAAGGCACUCGAGUAUCGUCUUCUGAAUUUCUGUGAAAUGUCGCGUUGCUUUCCUUUCCCACCACCAGGAUAUGAAAAGAAGGUUAGGACUGAUGAUGUGGACUUACUAAAAAAGGAGAAGCUAAAAGAGAAGAAGCAUAAGAAGGAGAAGAAGGACAAGGAGAAGAGAGAAAAAGAAAAAGAGGAGAAAGAUAGAAGUGAUGGAAAGCAUAAGGAUAAGAAAGACAAAAAGGAAAAACACAAAGACAAAAAGAAGGAAAAAGACAAAGAAAAAGAUAGAAGUAAUAAUUCAGAGGAGAAGAAAUUUCCUGGUCAUCCUGAGGGUCAAAAUGGGGGGAAAACCUCAGAUGAGAAGAAACUUCCAGGAAAAUUGGAAGGUCACAGUGGGGAGAAAUUUGUUCAGAAAGAGAAGGGUAGGGAUAAAGAUCAAAGCAGUUUCUCAGGUGAGAGGAAACUUGUUGGGCAAUUUUCAGGUUAUAAUGGGGAGAAGAUUAGCCAGAAGAGCCAUCCGGCUGAAGAUUUCAGGGAUUCUAAAUUUGUGCAGGAGUUGGGGAGGAGGAUCAGAGAUGAUGGUGCUGGAGUUGGAAACCAAUUGGUGGAUAAGUUUAUCGGUACCGACCGGAAAAGAGAUGAGGGAGUGGUCAGAUUGGUGGCUAAGACUGCCAACACAUUGGUUGGAGAGAAGGAAAAGAACAAGAGAAGUGACGAAAGGAAGUUGGAUGUGCAAGGAACCUGGGAGGAGACAAGAUCUGCUGGAAAUGCAGUGGUUCAGAACCUUUCAGGAGCAGUUAAAAAUAGAGUUGAAGGGAUCCCCAGACAAGUGGAGAAUAAUACUGAGAAGCAGGGGGAAGGGAAAGAAAAAACCAAAGAGAAAGAAAGUGAUGAUAAAAUCAGGGAUAAACCCAAGGAUAAAGACAGGGAGAAAAAGAGUCAUGGGAAAGAUAAGGAUAGGGACAAAGAGAAGGAGGAGAAGGUGAAGGCGGAGGUGAAGGCAAAAGGUGAACAUAGGAAUUUGGAGCAGGAUAACUUAAAGGGAAGCAACAAAGAUGAUCCUGUGGGUACCAUUAAUCUGAAAACGUCACAUGCUUCCAAGGAGGGCAACAAGGGUGCUGUUGCUGAGGAAAAUCUCCGCAAGCGGAAGGACUUGGAACAAAAUGGAUUUCUUCUUGUUAAUGACAUUAAACCCAAUAAAUUGCUGAGAACAACUUCCUCCUCUCAUCCAUUGGCGGACAAUGGAAGAACAUUGGAAUCUUGCCAAGCUCCCAUCUCACUUACUUCAGAUAUCCAUGGAGCAGGAACCACUCUUAAAGCAGAUAACAAAGAACGCAAGGUGAAUGGUAUCAUUGAAGCUCAGCUGUUUUCUGUCUCCCCAACAAAGCAUUUAUCAGCAGGUGCACAAGCUAGUCAAAUUGAUGAUUUGUCUAAGAAACCACCUCAUCCAGAUUCCAAGUAUUUGAGCCAGGUACUUUUAGUUCCCAAAAUGGAAAAAUGGUCUGAUUUUGAUGACCAAGAAUGGCUAUUUCACAGCAAUGAAUCUCAAUCGAAGAAGCUCAAGGUGGGAUUUUCUGAGAUUGAUGAGGCACCACAAGUGUGGGCAGGGCCUCUGCAGAUAGAGUCAGCUGAUAUUUGCGCUCUCCCAUACGUUAUUCCAUACUGAUUUUGUCUUUAUUAGUGGGCACAUGGUUAACCCUCCUACACUGCAGCAAGAUUUGGCCUUUUGGGCGGAUUGUUUGAUUUCUGUUCAGCAUUCUUUUGUUCUCAAUCGCCAGUGUUGUGGUGAAUGUUUUUGCUUGACUGACUGCUAAACUUUGUUGAAAGGAACCGAUCUUUCAGGUCAAUGAUGACAUGCUCUGUCAUGUUAUUCCAUUACUGGAAGUGGAGGGUGGGUAUUUGCCUCCAGGUACGAAGCUACUAAUUCAUUCAAAACACACGAUGCUAUAAAGGCAAGGCAACAGAAUGUCGGUGCCUUAAAAUGGGAGAUGUAUAAGCUUGUGCAAUUCUUAUUUUAAUUGCUUACGGCUGAGGAAGCUCUUUCUAAUUGAGAAU
This is a messenger RNA of Durio zibethinus, 3186 nucleotides long. RefSeq lists its product as uncharacterized. The record is from RefSeq and is a predicted model, not a curated record. NCBI's taxonomy places the organism in Eukaryota, Viridiplantae, Streptophyta, Magnoliopsida, Malvales, Malvaceae.